UAAAAAUCUACUUUUAAUUCUAGACAUUUUAUGUGGAUUGUAACACAAACAAACGUAAAGAAACCAUAAAUAUUAUCUAAAUGAAAUCCAUUAAUCUCUCAGCCCAAAGGAAAAGCCUGAGAGCAGCGAGUUGUGGAUAUGAAUGCCCGCACAUUUGAACCGCAUGUUGCCACCUUCCCCGCCUGACGUCAGGCCAGUUGUUUUGGGUCGCCGACCAAUCGGAAGCUCGCUCGCACUUCUACAGGAGCCGACGUGGGUCCAUCCUCGCGCCAGCUUCUAUCCUCCGUUACUCAUCACAACGCCCCCUCGGUAGGGUGCAAGCACGGGGCUCCGCUUUAAGCAGCAGCUCUGACAUGGAAACCCCAUUGCAGUUGCAGAACAAUUUCUAUCCAGAGCAGCAGCAGCAGCAGCACUGUAAGUACCAGCACUACUGCGGGCGGGAGGAAGAGCGCUCCAUCAGGCACUGCACCUGCAACAACUCCUCCACCUGCGAGGAUGCCAGAAAAAGCCAGCCUUUGCACGGGACGCCGCUGGGAACUUUAAGGACACCGUCCGUCUCAUCUUCAACAAGGCAAGGCGCUCAGUACAGCGAGUUCACGCCCUCUAGUCAUGGUAGUUCAUCCAGACAUCAUCAUCACCACCAUCAUCAUCCUCAUCGCGACCACAACCGGCAGCAGAUUCGGGGCAGUCCGGCCAGCAGCCACAGAGAGAGUAACUCUUACACCCAAAUAGCCAUGAGCAGCUGCAGAUACAACGGCGGCGUGAUGCGGCCGCUCAGCAACUUGAGCUCGUCCCGCAGGAACCUGCACGAGUUUGAUUCGGAGUCCCAGCCACUGCAGCCCGUCUCUGCGGCGGACGCGUCCGACACACUCGCCUCCAAGCCGGAGAACAACUCCAGCACCCUCAUGCCUUACGCCACGGGGGACGGAGGAGGAGGAGGUGGAGGCGGUGGAUGUAGCCACAGCGGCAGCAAAUCGGGCAAGAAGAAGAACCAGAACAUCGGGCAGAAGCUCGGGCACCGGAGGGCCCUGUUCGAGAAGAGGAAGCGGCUCAGCGACUACGCGCUCAUCUUUGGGAUGUUUGGGAUCGUGGUGAUGGUCAUUGAAACUGAACUCUCUUGGGGAGCCUACGGAAAGGAGUCACUUUAUUCUUUAGCCCUAAAAUGCCUGAUAAGCCUUUCUACAAUCAUUCUACUUGGGUUGAUUAUCAUAUAUCAUGCCAGGGAAAUCCAGUUAUUCAUGGUGGACAACGCCGCAGACGACUGGAGGAUAGCCAUGACCUAUGAGCGCAUCUUCUUCAUCUGUCUGGAGAUCCUUGUGUGCGCCAUACACCCCAUCCCAGGCAACUACACUUUCACAUGGACGGCGCGGCUUGCCUUUUCCUACGCACCAUCCAAAACAGACGCAGAUGUGGACAUCAUCCUGUCCAUCCCCAUGUUUCUGCGAUUGUACCUCAUUGCUCGCGUCAUGUUGCUGCAUAGCAAACUCUUCACCGAUGCUUCAUCACGCAGCAUCGGUGCUCUCAACAAAAUAAACUUCAACACACGAUUUGUUAUGAAGACCCUCAUGACUAUCUGUCCCGGCACAGUGUUGCUGGUCUUCACCAUUUCUCUGUGGAUCAUCGCCGCCUGGACUGUGAGGGCCUGCGAAAGAUAUCAUGACAACAUGGAUGUAACCAGCAAUUUCCUUGGAGCCAUGUGGUUGAUCUCAAUAACCUUUCUAACCAUUGGAUAUGGGGAUAUGGUUCCCAAUACAUACUGUGGAAAAGGAGUCUGUCUCCUCACUGGCAUCAUGGGUGCCGGGUGCACUGCUUUGGUGGUCGCUGUGGUCGCAAAAAAACUGGAAUUAACCAAAGCUGAAAAACAUGUACAUAACUUUAUGAUGGACACCCAGCUGACAAAAAGGGUGAAAAACACAGCUGCUAAUGUUCUCAGGGAGACGUGGCUCAUUUAUAAAAACACCAAGCUGGUGAGAAAGAUGGACCACGCCAAAGUCAGGAAACAUCAGCGCAAGUUCCUUCAAGCCAUUCACCAAGCUCGAAAAUUAAGAAGUGUAAAAAUGGAGCAACGCAAGCUGAAUGACCAAGCAAACUCUCUAGUGGACCUUGCAAAGACUCAAAACGUCAUGUACGACCUGGUCUCGGACCUGAACGAGCGAGGCGAGGACAUGGAAAAGAGGAUUGCACUGCUGGAGACCAAACUUGAGACCUUGCUCAGCAACUUACAGGCACUCCCGGGCCUCAUCAGUCAGGUGAUCAGCCAGCAACACCGGGACUUCCUGGAGGUGCAACUCCAGCCAUACGACAAACACAGCCACGAGCGCUCGCAGUCUGUCUCCCGGCGCAGAUCGUCUUCCACCGCGCCUCCCACUUCAUCCGAGAGCAGCUAGAGCUGACCGCCCAGCCGGCAUUUCCGGAGAAGACUUUCGCCAUCAUAUGGCCAAGUUGCAUUUUACUGUAAAGCCUUAUGGUUUCAAUAAAGUAUUAUCCAAGUUCUGAUGGCACCAUCAGAGGUUACUGUGGAUAAUGCAUUUGAAAUGGAUAUCUUCCACACAUAUCUUGUCGAUUUGUUUUUUUUUUACCUCAAUAAAUGAUGCUGUUUCUCUGUU
Molecule: messenger RNA, 2606 nt
Organism: Danio rerio (zebrafish)
Lineage: Eukaryota; Metazoa; Chordata; Actinopteri; Cypriniformes; Danionidae
Source: RefSeq, a predicted model, not a curated record